Molecule: messenger RNA, 776 nt
Organism: Thalassophryne amazonica
Lineage: Eukaryota; Metazoa; Chordata; Actinopteri; Batrachoidiformes; Batrachoididae
Product: calglandulin-like
Exons: 5
Coding region: 156-623 (155 amino acids)
Cellular component (GO): myosin II complex
Molecular function (GO): calcium ion binding
Source: RefSeq, a predicted model, not a curated record
ACUGGAGGUCCAUCCUCUAAAUGCCAUAAAAGGUUUUGAAGCAGGCUUGACUAGACUCUGGAGGAAAGUCGGCGGGAGUGUGAGAAUAACACACACUGUCAUUCUGCAACGACUGUCAGUACACGCCACAGUUUCCCCACAGCUUGACUGAAAAAAUGGCCAGCAAGUUAACAGAGCAGCAGAUCACAGAGUAUAAAGGAGUUUUUGAGAUGUUUGAUGAAGAGGGUAACGGAGACGUGAAGACACAGGAGCUGGAAAGACUCAUGAGUUUAAUGGGAAUCAAUCCGACAAAGAGAGAGCUCAGCCAGAUGGCCAAAGAUGUGGACAAAGAUGGUAAAGGGAUAUUUAACUGUGACAGUUUCCUGGGUCUAAUGGCACUAUACCACGAAAGAACCAAGAACCAAGACGCUCAACUCAGAGCUGCGUUUAAAGUGUUUGACAAAGAAGCAAAAGGUUACAUUGACUGGAACACACUCAAAUAUGUCUUGAUGAAUGCAGGGGAACCACUUAAUGAAACUGAGGCAGAGCAGAUGAUGAAGGAGGCAGAUAAAGAUGGUGAUGGAACCAUUGACUAUGAAGAAUUUGUAGCCAUGAUGACGGGGGAUUUGUUCAAAAUGAGCUGAAGAUCCAAAGAAUGACGUUGCUUCCACUUUGGUUCCUGUGUGUGUUCCAGUCAUACACAGUUCCAAAAUAAGACGAUAGCACCCUUCUGUUUAAAUGUUCAGUUGGAAUAAUGGAAAGAAUUAUAAUAUAUAAAUAAAUCAAACUAUAAAAAC